This is a messenger RNA of Betta splendens (Siamese fighting fish), 4801 nucleotides long. It is a transcript of the gene larp1b, whose product is annotated as La ribonucleoprotein 1B. Lineage: Eukaryota; Metazoa; Chordata; Actinopteri; Anabantiformes; Osphronemidae. The transcript is spliced from 20 exons. The record is from RefSeq and is a predicted model, not a curated record. The coding region runs from base 436 to 3717 and encodes 1093 amino acids. Gene Ontology annotation, molecular function: RNA cap binding. Gene Ontology annotation, biological process: positive regulation of translation; mRNA stabilization. Gene Ontology annotation, cellular component: cytoplasmic stress granule; cytosol.
ACACGAGCUCUUAGCGUGGAGUUGAAACGGGAGACAGACGGGGAGGAGGUCACAGUUGUAGUUUAAUCAAAGAAAAAAGUUACAGGAACUUAGGGGUGAAGUGGUUCAGCUUGUGGCGUUUGCAUAGUGACCGACUACAGAGUCCGCAGUAACUACUUGUUCAUAUGAAACUGUCGACCGGAGCGUUAAACGGUAACUUUUAGCUCGGGACUCGCUGACUUCUGCAUGGUCGCUAGCUAGCUAACAGUUAGCUACAAGAGCUACUUGGCUAACUAGCUGGCUAGCGAGGUCCAGCCCAAAAGUUGUUUACUUCAACUUGUGGAUGUAGUCACCCCUUUUAGCCUUUUUACUCUGCGAUUUUUCUUCGGGAUAAAAGAUUUAGGACCAAAACUUCACACUGGAUUUAACACCGCGCGCUGUUAGGAAACUAGCAGGAUGUCCACAGAGGUUGAGUGUAGUCAGGUUGAUCUAGGUUUGACAGCGGCCAGCUCCUGUGGAGGAGCGGAGGAAAAAAGCCACAACGCGUCCGAGGAGCAGAACGGAGCGGAUGAACACGGACAGGACAGCCACGGCCCCGAGGCGGCCAAGAAAUGCAAGGAAAACGAUAAGGAGAACGACCAAAGCAGCACCGCUGACUCGGCGGUGGAGACGGUGAAGAGGAAGGUUGUUGAAGCUCCGCCACCCAAAGUCAACGCGUGGACUAAGAGGACCGUGGGCAGGGUGCCCAUCACCAACAUCAGCUCCCAGGAAAAAGAUCAACAAAAUGCUCUGAAAGUCGUCCGUGCCAGCAAGACCAGGAUGAGAAAGACCAGCAAGUCCAGUGACUUCAGUGAUAUCACAAACUGGCCCACACCCGGUGAACUGGCCAAAGAGCAACAACAAAAUGUCCUCAACAACAACGGGAAGAAGCCUCCCUCCUCACGCAGAGAGAAGGAGAAGAGGAGGGAAAGACCCGAGAGAAGAUCAGAGAGCAGCCACGACCCAGGUGAGAGCAAAGAGAACCAGGAGUCCCAGCCCAGCCUGCUGGGGGAGCUGCCCAGGGAUGGAGAGUCGAAGCCCGGACAGGAGACCAACAGCGCCGGCCUGAAAAAGAGAGGAGGUGAGGGUAACAAACGUAAGUGGGUUUCUCUGCCGCUGGAGGAAGUGUCUCAGGACAACGACAAGAUGCCUGUGGAGGGCCCGACACUGGACUCAGAGCCCACGGGUGACUUGCCUGACCCCACGUCGCCAAAUCAUAUGCUCCAUAAUAGCAGGGCACAUGAUAGCAGGAGCUGGAGGAGAGAGCCGCGGGACUUUGGGGACGAUGCGUCCAGCCUGAGAAGUGACAGCGGGAGUUCCCGUGGAGGACUGAGGGGCAGGGGGAAGGGUCGAGGACGCGGUAGAGGCCGCGGACGAGGCCGUUAUGAGUACACUCAAAUAUUCCGUGAUUCUCGAUCGUCUGAUGGCUCCGCUCAGGUCCCCACAGAGUUUGGGACCAACAUGGUUUACUAUUACGACGAUGGCAACAAGGUGCAGAUGUACACAGUGGAUGAGAAGCUUCUAAAGGAAUACAUCAAACGCCAAAUUGAGUACUACUUCAGCCACCACAACUUGGAACGAGAUUUCUUCCUGAGGAGGAAAAUGGACACUCAGGGCUUCCUUCCCAUCUCUCUCAUUGCUGGCUUCCACAGAGUCCAGGCCCUCACAACCGACAUCAGCCUCAUCAUAGAGGCUCUGAAGAGCAGCACAGAGGUGGAGCUGGUGGACGACAGGGUUCGCUGUAAAGUUGACCCAGAGCGUUGGCCCAUCGCCGUCCCUCCCAUCGUGGGCUCCCCUCGGACCGACUUCACCCAGCUCAUCAACUGCCCUGAGUUUGUUCCAAGACAAACCCUCAGUUCCACAAACUCUGCUUCAUCGCCUGUGAAGGAGACUCCUCCUCUGUCUGCUGAGCUGCAGGACUCUGCUGAUGUCGGCUCCUCCAGCCAGGAGUCGCUCUCUGCCACAGACGCCCCUAAAGAUGCCCCCACGCCUAAACCUGACCCAGAUGCGUGGAUCCAGGUGGAGAAACGCCACAGACAGGCCCCUGGAAAGACAAAGCAGCACAUCUCUGAUGUGUGUGUUGCCGAGUCCUGUCCUCCCCCGGUGCUUCAACCUGACCGACCCCCUUCUGCAGGGGACAGGAAGACACCACCUCCCACCUACCAGAGUCCUCUGCCAGCUGAGCCUGACCAGGAGGAGCUGGACUUCCUGUUCGAUGAAGAAAUGGAGCAGAUGGCUCCAAAGAAGAACAAGUUCACUGUCUGGUCAGAUGAGGACGACUCGGACUACGAGUUGGACGACCAAGAUGUCAACAAGAUCCUUAUUGUCACCCAGACCCCUCCUCACCUCCGUAAACACCCUGGUGGCGACCGGACAGGCAACCACGAGUCCCGAGCCAAGAUAACCGCCGAUCUGGCCAAAGCCAUCAACGACGGGCUGUACUACUAUGAACAAGACCUGUGGAAGGGAGAGGAACAAAUUGAGUAUAGCAAGCAGGAAGUGGAAAACUUCAAGAAGCUGAGUGUCAUCAGUAAAGAUGAGUUUGACACACUUGCCCCUAAAGUGCCCAUUGACCCGAACCAGGAAGUCCCUAAUCCUCCAAUGCCAGUGGACAGUAGAGUAGAACUGGCCCAUUCUCUGCCUACAACGGUCGCAGAGUCACCCAUCGCUCACGAGCCCCGAACCCCCAGAACACCUCGCACCCCUGGACGGCAGGAUCCCAACAAGACGCCGCGCUUCUACCCGGUCAUGAAGGAGAGUGGCACCAUUGAUGGACAGACGCCAAGAAAGAAGAAGACCCGCCACAGUUCAAACCCCCCUCAGGAGGCCCAUAUUGGCUGGGUGAUGGACUCUCGGGAACACCGGCCGCGUUCCGCAUCCAUCAGCAGCUCCAACGCUUCCCCCUCAGAAGGUGCACCAUUGACAGGAACCUAUGGCUGCACCCCACAGUCUCUGCCCAAGUUCUGGCAUCCAUCCCAUGAGCUGCUGAGGGACAACGGCUUCACCCAACAAGGAUAUCACAAGUACCGCCGACGGUGCCUUAAUGAGAGGAAACGUUUGGGAGUUGGCCAGUCUCAGGAGAUGAACACUCUGUUCAGGUUCUGGUCCUUCUUCCUAAGGGACAACUUUAACAGGAAGAUGUAUGAGGAAUUCAAACAGUAUGCGCUGGAAGAUGCCAAAGAAAACUACAGGUACGGACUGGAAUGUCUCUUCAGAUAUUAUAGCUACGGUUUGGAGAAGAGAUUCAGGUUAGAUCUGUUCAAGGACUUUCAGGAAGAAACUCUCAGGGACUUUGAGAAAGGUCAGCUGUAUGGACUGGAGAAGUUCUGGGCCUUUUUGAAAUACUCAAAGAUGAAGAACCAGUCCAUUGACCCAAAACUGCAGGAACAUCUCUCCCAGUUCAAGAACCUGGAGGACUUCAGGGUGGUGCCACCAAUGGGAGAAGAGGGAGGCAGGAGAAGACAUCACUCAUCCUCUGCUGGGGAUGAAGGGAGGCGUCGGCGACACCCUUCCAACACUACCUCAAAGCCUGCGCAGGCUUCCAAAUCCUCCAGCAACGCACCUCAGCCUGCCGCCGCUGCUGCCACACAGAACAUGCCCAAAUACAACAGCCAGAAGACGGCAUCUGGAGCUGCUGCCCAGGUGAAGAAGACAGAGUCUAGAGGCGGGAAGAAGGAAACAGUUGCAUCAAAUAAAUGAAGCUGCUUGAUGACGUGUGACUUUGGAUAGAGGAGACGCAGAGCAAGGCAGCAGCAGCAGCUAUGAGCUUAGCUUUCGCUCUUUUUCAGCGGCAAACUGUUUGGUAUGAAGAGACGGAGCAUGGUCGAUGGAAUUAGAUUUUAUCAGUGCAUUUCAUUUUAAAGCAAGCAUAGGCAGCGAGCAUGAACCUGUCGCCUGACAGCUCAUAUGGUUUACAAAGAAAAAAAUGCAUUCCCUGCAUUUUGCCUUUUAUUCUCACAGAUGCCAAACUUGUCAACGUCUUUGUUGAUUUCCACAAUCUGUAAAGAGUUGUUAGACUGUGAUUCUAGUUUGCCAAUAUAAGUGACACUGCAGAUAGUCUUGUGUGCCUUAAUCUGUAACAUCAGGACAACUGGAGGUGACUUGACAAAAUGGUCCAUAUUCUGUUUCCCAUCUGAUUAUUUGGGGUUCAAUACUGACAUUUGCAUUUUUAGAGACAAUCAAAACUGAAUCAUGAAUUUGUGAAGGACUGAUCCCCAAUCCUGCUGCUUUAACCCAAUAGCCUAAAGUCUGACUGACAGGCAUCACAGCUAAACUUAAACAUUGGUUUUUAAGUAAAACCUACAGAAAUAAUAACAAAUUGAUCUGGGAAGCUUUACUUUCAGUCCAUUUUUUUACCCAGAAUUACUAUAAUUUAUUGUUUUAUUUUUCUUCCAUUUACUUGAUUUAAGGUAAGCGUUGCAGUUUUAUUGGCUUUUGCUGUUGAAUAUAAUAAAUAAGUAAAAAAUGUUUCUGCUGGCAUUGUGGGUGUGAGUUCGCAUCGUAAAACUACAAAAUAUUUUAGCUUGAAUUCAUAUCAUGUUUGAAGCUUGUGCUCUAGAGCACUUGAAUCAUACCCUUUACUUCACCAAUGGACUUAAGAGGAUUUAGAGUUGAAUUUAAAGAAAAAAUGUAAAUACUUUAAAAAACAUUUGUUAUUCAAUUAUUAUUUUGAUUUUAAGUGAUUUAUUUCAUCUGUAGUUUGGUUUUUGAGUGUUUUAGGAUAAUGUGCAUGUUGUUAAAUUGUAAAAUUGAAAAAAAAAAUAUAAAAUAACACCUGAUUGUA